AUGCUGCCGCUUUCGCUUCUUAAGACGGCACAGGGACACCCUAUGCUUGUGGAGCUUAAGAAUGGGGACACAUACAAUGGACAUCUGGUGAAUUGUGACACUUGGAUGAAUGUGAAUUUACGUGAAGUCAUUUGUACGUCCAAGGACGGUGAUCGUUUUUGGAAGAUGCCGGAAUGUUACAUCCGUGGCAAUACAAUCAAGUACAUUCGUGUACCCAAUGAGCUUCUUGAUAUGGUGCAUGAGGAAGACUUUAACAAGCGCGAUCGUCAAGCAUAUCGUGGACGUGGCCGUGGAGGUCGUGGUGGCAUUGGUGGUCGAGGAAACCGCGGUGGCCGGGGUGGACGUGGUGGACGUGGGGAUGGCUCUGGUGGCCGAGGUGGACGUGGAGAUAGCCCGGGUGGCCGAGGUGGACGUGGUGAAGGCCGUGGCCGAGGAGGUGGUCGUGGUCGUGGCCGUGGUCGCAGCGACAACUAG
Molecule: messenger RNA, 474 nt
Organism: Peronospora farinosa
Lineage: Eukaryota; Oomycota; Peronosporomycetes; Peronosporales; Peronosporaceae
Source: the annotation of a GenBank genome assembly